Betta splendens (Siamese fighting fish) is the source of this 8411-nucleotide messenger RNA. It is a transcript of the gene clip1a, whose product is annotated as CAP-GLY domain containing linker protein 1a. Gene Ontology annotation, biological process: cytoplasmic microtubule organization; positive regulation of microtubule polymerization. The record is from RefSeq and is a predicted model, not a curated record. Bases 828 to 7568 code for a protein of 2246 amino acids. Gene Ontology annotation, molecular function: microtubule plus-end binding. NCBI's taxonomy places the organism in Eukaryota, Metazoa, Chordata, Actinopteri, Anabantiformes, Osphronemidae. The transcript is spliced from 27 exons. Gene Ontology annotation, cellular component: cytoplasm; nucleus; microtubule plus-end.
CAAGACAUCAAAGUCAUUUCUCCUACGACCUUUUGCACCUCAUUAGCUGAUAGGUGACCUGGGAGCAUUUUUAGACUGUAAUCGUUACCUUUCUUUCUAAUGCUCCUGUUAUUACUGGCACAGUUCUCAUUUUACAGUUCCACAUUCUGCUGGUCUCGAUUUCCAGGUUCUUGUGUCUACUCCUCGUUUCAGUUCAUUUUAGCUUAAUGUUCAGAUAAUCUGGAGCGGCUGUAUCGAUCAGCAGGCAUGUCUUGUCUUGUUUAAUUUUUGCUAAUGGUGUCUUCAGCCGUUGAUGCGCUGUUUUGCUCUGACCUCCUCUUGACUUGAGAGCACUAAUCCAUAUAAUUCAGAGCCAUAGUAGAGGGAAACUAGAACAGUGUUCAAACUAGGUCACGCCUGCUAAGGUCCAUCAUUCUUAAUGUAGUGAGAAAUCUCUCUGUGCGUGUUUGACAGUAUUACUUCUUGGUUGUCUUGUUAACCCUACAUACUUUAGCUCUUGAACUGUUUCAGGAAUGUGAGGUGUGUGCUUGAGGCAGAGUCAGCUCUGUGAGAAACAAGCCUUGAACUCGUGUGGUUUGAUAAAUCGACUACACGCACAAACGGGUCAUCUGUAGGCAUCACCUUUCCUCCCUCCUCCCUUUUCCUGUUUAUAUUUUUGUUGUCAUUUUUUGUGUUUUUGUUUUUUUUUUCUCUUCAACUUUUUUUGUUUUGGACAACAACUUGCCCAUAUUUCACAGAGUUGCAACCGAACAUUUUGAUGGUUUGGAGUCAAUCUCCACCCCCUGACUGACACAGAAUAGUGGGUCUAACAGAUCACAAGAAGAAACAUGAGCACAUCCAAGCCCAGUGGGAUCAAAGGGCCCAGCAAGAUAGGCAGGCCACCUGGGCCAGGGGCACCCAAGACCAACCCCACCACAGUGGCAUCAAAGGUUACAGCAGCAGACAAAUCAGCUCCAAGUGCCAGCGGAGGAGAUGGUUCGAACCCAGAGGAAAACUUCGAGAUUGGGGAGCGAGUGUGGGUGAAUGGGAAUAAGCCAGGGUAUAUACAGUUUUUGGGAGAUACCCAGUUUGCACCAGGUCAGUGGGCAGGAAUUGUUCUGGAUGAACCUAUCGGGAAGAAUGACGGUUCGGUGGCAGGGGUGCGCUACUUCCAGUGUGAAGCCCUGCGAGGAAUAUUUACCCGUCCAUCCAAGCUGUCUCGUACAGAGGGGGAAGCGAAUGGAACGCAGACAGCGCCGCCGUCCCGCGCUGCGUCGCCCACUCCUUCAGUCGGCAACGUGGCCUCAAAAACGCCCGCCGCAAAACCAGCCUCUUCUACCACUGCAGCCAAGAAGGCCUCACCACCUGCAUCGGCCACGCCACCCACGCCAGCUACACCAGCAGCAGCGCCCUCCAACCUCACACGCACCAACAGUGAAUCUGUCUCCAACCUCUCAGAGUCUGGAUCAGUGAAAAAGGGGGAACGGGAACUGAAGAUAAACGACCGUGUGUUGGUUGGUGGUACAAAAGCAGGAGUGGUGCGUUUCCUUGGAGAAACAGAUUUUGCCAAAGGCGAGUGGUGUGGUGUGGAACUGGACGAGCCUUUAGGAAAGAACGACGGAGCAGUAGCUGGAACAAGAUAUUUUCAGUGCCAACCCAAGUAUGGUUUGUUUGCCCCGGUUCACAAAGUCACUCGCAUUGGCUUUCCUUCUACAACGCCUGCCAAAGCGAAAACAACAGUACGAAAAGUAGUGGCCACACCAUCAGGGUUGAAGAGAAGCCCUAGUGCCUCUUCCAUCAGUACCAUGAGCUCUGUGGCAUCCUCCGUCAGUGCCAAGCCCAGUCGCACAGGCUUGCUAACAGAGACAUCAUCGCGAUAUAAUCGGAAGAUUUCGGGCACCACAGCCCUGCAGGAGGCGUUGAAGGAGAAGCAACAGCAUAUUGAGCAGCUGAUGGCUGAGAGGGACAUGGAAAGAGCAGAAGUUGCCAAGGCCACAAGCCACGCUGGGGAGAUGGAGCAAGAAAUAAGCUUGCUCAGGGAUGAUCAUGAGCAGAUGGAGGCCAAGAUGGAUCAGUUGCGUGCAUUGGUAGAAGCUGCAGAUAGAGACAAAGUUGAGCUUCUGAAUCAGUUGGAGGAGGAGCGCAGGAAGGUGGAGGACCUUCAGUUCCGUGUAGAGGAAGCUUGCAUUACCAAAGGAGACCUAGAGACGCAGACCAGGCUGGAGCAUGCCCACAUUAAGGAGCUUGAACAGAGCCUGCUCUUUGAAAAGACCAAAGCUGAGAAACUCCAAAGAGAGUUAGAAGACACUAGGGUUGCUACUGUGUCAGAAAGAUCUCGUAUUAUGGAGCUUGAGAGGGACCUUUCACUACGAACAAGAGAGGUAGCUGACCUGAGGCUGCGUCUUGGGUCCCAGCAGGGCUCCGAGGACACAGAGUCGGCUCUUUCUCCUCUUCUGGAAGAAAUCAACUCUGUGCGAGAAAAGUUGGCUUCUGAACAAACUAAGCACCAAGAAGAGCUUUCAAAAUACAAGGAGCGAUUAGAAGCUCAAGAAAAGAGCCAGGGUGAGGCAGUCGCCCAGCUUCAGGCGACAUCUGUAAGGCUUUCAAGUGAAAAUGAACAGCUGCAGAUGCGUUUAAGCCAGGCUGAGAAGGAGAAUGCCGACAGUGCUGAACAGUGGCGUUCGAAGUUGGAGUCAGCCAAUGUUUCUCACCAGCAAGCAAUGGACGAUUUAAAAGUGUCGUUGAGUAAAGGCGCAGGUGCCCUGACAGAAGAGCUUGUAGAAACCAAAAGUGUCCUAGAGAGGCUGAAGUCGGAGCACAAGGUGUCUCUGGAGGAGGCUGAUGCAAAACAUGAAGUUGCUGCCAGAGCUUGGGCUCAAGAGUUACAGCUACUGAAGGCACAAUUACUGUCUUUGAUGGAAGACAAGAUGCGACUGGAGGAGUCACUGCGGUCCAAUGUUGAAAAAGCAGAGGAACAGCACCUUGUUGAAAUGGAGGAUGUUCUUGGAAAGCUCCAUGCUGCUGAACUUAGGAUAAAGGAGCUUGAGGAGAAAGAUGUAACGUUGGGGCAACAGACCCAAGACAAGGACAGAGAAACCAAAGAACACAUAGCAGAAAUAGAGGCUUUACGUAGCCAAGCAGCACAAGGUAACCAGGAGGUCGUGACCCUGAAAAGUCAGUUAGAAAAGGUCCGCAGUCAAGCGAACAACCAGGGAGUCAAGAUAAGUGAGUUGAGCUCUCAGUUGGAGGCCCAACAGCAGGAAGUCUUAACUUCACAGCAGAGCCUGACCACUGUAAAACAGGAAAAGGACACCCUGGAACAGGAGCUUGGAGAACUGAAACAAAAACUGGCUGAAAGCACAGAGGAAAAGGCAAAAUCAGCAAAAACUAUGCAAGAAACACUUGAGAAACUCUGCAAGAAAGAAGAACAGUGCACAUCUCUGAGCACAGAAGUAGAAAGUCUAAGGAGUCAGCUUGCUGGGCUUGAGCGGAAGCUAGGAACAGCAGAUGACAAGCUUGAACAGCUGUCCAAGGACAAAAGCAAGCUGGAAAACGAUAUUUCAGACAUGAUGAAGGCAUCUGGCAAUAAUUCAGUACAGCUGACCAAAAUGAACGAAGACCUUAUACAGAAAGAAAGGCGACUUGAGGAGUUACAAAGUCAACUGGCUGAGGAGAAGGAGAAGGUGGCGCACUUGAAUGAACAGCUCCAGAAGGAACAGUCACUAAAAGAACAGGAGCUUAAAGAGAACACACAAAACCAUGAGUCCCAAACACGUAGCCUUCAGGAGAAGAUUUCUACUUUGGAAGAGACUGUUAAAAAGGGUGAAACUCUAGUUGAGGAACUGAAGGUUUCUCAGGAGAAAUCCCUCUCACAGGCCUUAGACGUUCAUGUGAAGGAACGUGACAAGCUCCAGAAUCAAGUUGAGAAGUUGCAGCAGGAGCUCUCCUCAUCCAAGAACCAAACCCAGGAGCUGGAAAAACUGGUGUCUGAGCUGCAACCAUUAAAAGAACAGGUUCAGUGUCUUUCUGCUGAGCUUGACUCCUACAAACAUGAUGUUGAUCAUUUGUCGAAAGAGCUGGAAAAGCAGAGUCUAGAUCUGGAAAAGCAAUGUAAGGAAAAUGAGAACAGUAAGGCUGAGAAAAACAAACUGGAGCAACAGCUUUUAGAUGUGACAAGUAAACUCUCUGCCCUUGAGCUCAGUCACCAUGAUCUCUCAGUCAAGAACGAAGAACUGCUAACUUCCAGAGAUAAGCUUUCAAAACAUCAAGAGGAACUACUUGCUAACAGCAGGUGUUCAGAUGAAGAAAAUAUUUUAUUGCACAAGGAGCUGCAGAUCAUCAAAGAAAGUCUUCAGGAAAUACAGACUGAGAACAAAAACCUGAAGCUUGCUAAUGAUGAAUACCAGGUCCAAACGGAGAAGCUUCAAAGACAAAAUGCAGAGAAGGAUGACUUGCUUCUAAAACAUCAGCAGGACAUCCAACAAAUUGAGGCUAGAAAGAGAAAGCUUCUUGACGAUUAUGAAAAUGUCUGUCAAGACAGGAACCGGCUUGAAGAGGACCUCACCGAAAGCAGGUCAAAGUUCACUUGUGAGAAGGAGGAUUUAAUUUUAGAGAGAGAUGCUGCAAGAAAUGCUAAAAAAUCUCUUGAUGCUAAGAAUGCUGAGUUGCAGGCAAAACUUAAAUCCUUGAACUUGGAAAAAGAAGAUCUUACAAUGAAGAAUAGCCAGUUGCAGGCCCUCACAGAGGCACUGACAAAAGAAAAAAUGGAGAUGUCCUCUGAAAUCAAUUCUGCUGUCCUGAAUAAAAAGAGCCUUGAGGUAGCGAAGGAGGAGCUUCAGAAUAAGCUCAGUGUUACAAAGAAAGAACUGGAGAGCUCUGUUCGUCAGUGUGAAGAACUUCGAGCCGCAAAAAUCAGCUUAGCACAGAUGCUAGAGGACUUCAAGACAAGCAGUGAGGUAACUGAUUCUGAGAAGCUUCACCUUCUGCAGGAGAAAGAAGAAUUACUUGCAAUCCAAAGAAAGGUCUCGAAUGAAAAGGAAGAACUCCUCAAAGAGACAGAAGAGUUAAAGGAGGAGCUUAAAGCCUUAGCAGAUCAGCUGUCUCAGUCCAAUAAGAAAUAUCAGGAAGCUUUAUCAUCUUUUGAGCAAGAGAAACAAGUGUUUCGUGUUCAAAGUUCUGAAAAUGAGAUGGCUCUACAUAGUAUCCGUAAGGAAAAAAUGAGCUUGGAUUCAACACUAGAACAGCAGAAAAUGGAUUAUGAGUGUUUGUCAGGGGAGAAGGGAGAGCUGGAGGAGAAGUACACAAAAGCUGUAUCGGAGAAGAACAUGCUUUCUCUGGAGCGCGAUAAGCUAGCUGGUGAUAUUCGGUCAGCUAGGGAGCAGUUGGAUAGUUACUCCAGAGCUAAUGCCGGCCUCAUUCAAGAAAAGGCUGACUUAACAACAAUGCUGGAGAAAAUAAAGGACCAAAAAGAGGAGACUGAGGCAAAGAUGACUUUUUUGAAACAAGAAAAGGUUGACUUAGAAAAAGAGUUGCAAAAACACAAUACCAAUAUUGAAAUUCUUCAGAAAGACAAGGGUGAGCUUAUUCAGGAGUUGGGUAAAGUAAAAAAGGAUUUUGAAAAGACCAAUUUACAACUUGUUCAACAAGUGGACAACCUUAAAGCAGAUAGUCAGCGUCUGCAAUUGUUGCAGACUGAGGUUAACACAGAAGUGCAGUCCUUACAAAAAGAAAAAAAGAGGCUGUUACAGGAGAUCCAGGAGUUAAAGAAUCUGACUGAAUCACUGUCACAGUUCAAGGGCCUGCUUGAGUCCAAACUACAGGAUGAAUCCAGUGAAAGAAAUAAAGAGAUCUCUAAGAAUGAUGCUCUGUCCAGACAAAUUGAGGAGCUGCAGAAAACAUUGUCCAAAGUUACAAAAGAAAAUGAGGAGAUGUCCUCUAAUCUCCAGGAUGCUGAUGUGCAUAGGAAAUCUUUCCUAGUGGAUAAGGAAGCAUUGGAAACGAGGUUUAAACAGCAAGAACAAGAAAUCGGUAAUUUGAGAGAAGAUAAUGAACAGCUGCUGUCUAAGCUUGAGAAAACCAGCGUAGAGAUGAGCCUCCUCACCACGGAGAAGGAGAACCUCUUGGCAGCACAGUGCAAGUUGGACCAGGACGUCGCUUCGCUCCACACCAAGCAGGACGAUUGGCUCGCAGAACGAUCACGGCUCCUUGAAGAUGUGGAGAAGUUGCGAACUAGCCAGAAACAUCUUGUGGUUGACAUCCAGACCCUACAAAUGGAUAAACAGCGUUUGGAGGACAAAUACCGGACCGCCGCUGCAGAGGUAUCGGCCUCUGCCGUUGAAAAAGAGGAGAUCUCCUCCAGCAUCUCCAGCCUGACGGCUCAGAGAGAUGCCCUGCAGGUGGAGAAAGACGAAGCCACACAGCAAGUCAGGCAGCUGGAGAGCCAACUAAAACAUGCCAUUUCUAAACAGCAUGAGGCUACAGAGGUUUCUGCCAAGACUGCUGAGGCUCUUGAACAGCUGACAAAAGACAAAGCCAGUUUGAUGAAAGAGAAGAACGACAUCCAGUCCUUGGUGGAUGAGCUCCAGCGAUCCAAGCUGGAGGUUGAGAUGCAGCUCGAAACAUUGAAAAAGGAGAAUUCCAAGUACCAGGAAGAUCUGAUUGUAUCCAAAGAGCAGUUUGGCACUGAAACUGAAAAGACCAAGAGCCUGUGCCAGGAAAUUGACAUGCUGAAAGACGCAGUGUCUGUGAAGUCACAGUCUCUGCAGAUGCUGCAAGAUGAGAACAAGAAGCUGACUCAGGAGCUCGAUAACAAUCAGAAAGGCCAAAGUGAUGUUGUGAAGCUCAAGGAUGAGCACUCAAAACUCAAAAAACAAUUAGAUGACUUGAAGCAAAGCCUGCCAAACAAUGCCUUCAGUGAAAACACCUUGAAGGAGCAGCUGGAAAAGGAGAAGGCUGCCCUCCAACAGUCCAUCCAUAAAAACAGUGCCUUAAUCUCAGAAAAGGACCAGCAGGUGGAAAGUCUUAGAAGUGAGCUGGCUGUACUGCAUAGAGAGAGUAUCUCAGUUAAGACGUUGCAGGGUACAAUUGAGGCCUUAGAGAAGGAGAAGGUAAAUCUACAAGCUCGUGUUCAGAGGCUGGAGAAGGACCUGGCUGCGGGUCCUGAAACAGUGAAGUCCUCAGGUGAUGUGGUUCUUGACCAACUAAGGGAGGAUAAGGAGACUGCAGAGAGUCAGAUUGAGUUCCUGAAUUCAGUCAUUGUUGACCUCCAGAGGAAGAAUCAGGACCUCAAGGACAAGCUGGAGAAAAUGGCAGCUGCUGCUCUAAAUGGGAAUAAUCCAAAUGAACUGGAUAAUUACGAUGGUCAUGAAGAAGAACCCACGAAGAAGAAACCUCCCCCAAGGCUGUUCUGCGACAUCUGUGACUGCUUUGAUCUUCAUGACACAGAGGACUGUCCCACACAGAUGCAGAUGCCUGAUUCCCCUCCACACACCACCUACCACGGUAACAAGGCCGAGGAACGACCUUACUGCGACAUCUGUGAGGUGUUCGGCCACUGGACCGACGCUUGUAAUGAUGACCAGACCUUUUAAAAGCCUUUUUAACCCUUGUUCGCACAAUCACUAUAUUUGCACAUCAUGUUAAAAUAUGCGGUGAUUUUCGGGGCUUAGUUUGUGUGUGUGCGUGUGUGUGCGUGUGUGUGCGUGUGUGUGCGUGUGUGUGCGUGUGUGCUUGUUUUUGCCAAGCGUCCUUACUGUCCAUGCCCACCCUCAAGCGCUCUUAGAGGGAAACGCUCUCCUCAGAAUCUCUGUCCAGAAAAAUAAAAUACAGCAGUUAAGACUUUGUAAUUGCUUCUGAUUUUGGGAAGAUGAAUGUUUUAUCCUCUUUUCUUUUUUUGUGAGCGAAGGGAUAAGUUAAGUGGAAGUAUCAUUGUGGGAGAAGUAAUAGUAUUGUUCAUGUCAUUUAAUUUAUCAAUAUCCUAAUACUGUUUGCACAGGUUGUUGGGGGUUACAGAGAUAAUAUAGUGUAACACAAGGUGUGUAUUUGGAACUGUAAAUGACUUGAUUGAUAAACGUUUGUGCAGAAACUGGUGAGCUAUAGUUUAUUUUUUUAUGCCUGGAAAUACUAUGUACUUUGAUAGCGUUUGAUUUGCUCACGCCUGCCAGGGCUGGAGCAGCUACGAGGAUCGACUCACAGACACGUUGACUUUAACGGGGACUUUUUUCUAGUUUUCUGGAAGCGAGUGUGGGCUGAUAAGUAGAGGUAAAGCACUUCACGCUUACUGUGAGGGCUCCGUUCCAGUCAAAUGGCCUUUCCAAAAAGUUUGUUUGCAUUUAAAAAGAGGAUUUCUGUAUGAAAUAAUGAUACUUUGAGAUUUCUUUAAAAUGUUUUGAAUAUAUGUAUAAAAAUAAAUAAACUUUAUGUAUAAAGUAAAA